AUGACCACCAAUCGAAAAGCUAGCAGACAGAGAAAUGCCGGCAGCUCCACCCACACCGACAGUCAACCAAUUCCAAAUGAGGACGUCCAUGUGUUGGAAGAGGAUUCAUCGGCCGGUGGCAGUGAAGUUCCUGUGGAGGAGGCUGCUGCCCCUGCUGCCCGCUCUACUAGUACUACCAAAAAAAAUAUUAAAAACAAAAAGGAAGGAGAUGAAGUCACGAGCUGUGUGUUGGACUCAAUUUACAAAGUUCAGUGCCCCGGACGGAUACAAGAUGUCAAGGUGUAUGAAGUGUGGGAAGGAGUACGAGGCAGAUCCAUUUCUUAA
Linum trigynum is the source of this 324-nucleotide messenger RNA. The record is from the annotation of a GenBank genome assembly. NCBI's taxonomy places the organism in Eukaryota, Viridiplantae, Streptophyta, Magnoliopsida, Malpighiales, Linaceae.